GUUUAUCCUCUCGAAACUCAUCGCGUUAUUUAGAGUUUGUUGCAGACGGAUCGCCGCGCAGGACAGACGGCCGCCAAAAACGGAACUUUGGGGCGCAGGGGGUGCAGUUUGCAGGGGCUCCACAAGAUGGCGCCCGCGACUCCAAACCUCAGCGGGAAGCUUACAGUACAGUCUGGGUAAAGAAGUUGAUGGCGUCACGGUAAAAUUCAGAACAAAGUGCUGAUUAUCCUCUGAAAGGAUUUUAUCUCAGUACGUUUCGGUGGACUCCAAAGCGCAGUAACUGUUGAUGAAAAUGUUAAAAUGCGACUGAAAGCUCUUUCUUACUUUCACUUUCAUCAUCUUGGACUGGUUUCGACGGAACAUUUCAAAGGAGCAAUUUCAAAGGUAAACACCAGCAAACAAAUUAAGUACUCACACAUCGUCACACUUUGUGACAAAAACAGAGUUAAACAUUGAGUUAAAUGAUUUUAGUUUGGCUAACCGCGCAGGUUACUUCAGGGGAAGCGGAAGACGGAAAUCAGAAACCGGGAUUGACGUUCGUCCAUUUCGACCUCCAGUCCACAUCAUCUCUCAGCUUUGUCGCAGUGAGUAAUAAAUCUGAAGUCAGUUGUUCUGUGCAUCACCUGCACAGAUUCAGACAGCAGGGGAAGGUUGUUUCUACACGACCGUCACCUGACUUGGUUGGUUGGGAUUUCCCAGCAGGCUGUGGGGCAGCGUGUGUUUAGGUUUAUAGACUUAAUUAAACGGUGCUUUAAGUGCCCCAUGUGCUGUCCACAUACGCUCCUUGAUGUCGUGUUUCCGGUCAUCAGUGCAGUAUUUGGACUUCAGAGAGUUCAGUGUCUGAUGUGUCCGGCACACUGACAUCAUGGCCGCUGCAGCGACAGGUGAUCUUCCUCUGAAGCGCCGUGGCAGCUUUGUUUUCCUGCUUCCUGACUUCUCUGAGCUGCGGGUUGUUCUGCUGGGGAACAGCUGGUCUCAGAGGAGCUCGGUGGGGAACUUCAUACUGAGAAGGACCGUGUUCAACACUGAGGAAGAACCAGACUGCUGUCUGACCAUCAGAGGACAGCUGAAAGAGAAAGAAAUCGUCCUCAUCAACACCCCAGAUCUGCUGCAACCCAACAUCUCUGAGAACAAACUGACAGAACAUGUGAACAAGUGUGUGAGACUCUGUGGUCCUGGACCUCAUGUGUUCCUGCUGGUUCUCCAGCCUGAGGACUUCACUGAGGAACACAAACUGAAGCUCUGCAGAGUCCUUCAGCGCUUCAGUGAUCGAUCAUUUGAUCAUUCACUGGUUCUGAUGUCAACACCCAGAGAGGAGAGUCCAGGUUUCAUGGAAGAAUAUCAUCAGCGUCCACCCUUCAAAGACCUGAUCAGAAGAUGUCAGUACAGGUUCUUGUGGCAGAAGAAUCUUGAACUUCCAGAGUUGUUAACACGCUUUGAUCAAAUCGUAAAGGAGAACGAUGCUGAACAUGUCAGCUGUGAUGUGUUUGAGGACACAGUAUCUACUUUACCAGGUGAUCAUCAAAGCCCAAACCAGAAGAAAACUCAGACUUCUGUCCUCGAUGCUGUUAAAGCUUUUGGGCUGCAUGCAGCUACAAAUGUCACUGCACAAUUCUCUUCACCCUCAUGGAAACCCCCUCAGACUGACACAUCAGGACUCAGGAUUGUGCUGCUUGGAAACAGUGAGGACAAACAGACAAAACUUGGUAACUUCAUCAUUGGGGACCAACCGUUUCAUUACCAAAGAACUUCCCCAACCAAACAUUGUGUGGCUGCAUGUGGAGAGUGGAGAGGAAAAUGUCUAACAGUAGUGAAAACUCCAGACAUCUUCAGUCUGACUGUGGAGCAGAUGAAGAGCGAGAUGAAGAGCUUUGUGAGUCUUUGUGCUCCUGGACCAAAUGUUCUGCUGCUGUUAGUGAAGCCUGCUGGUUUCACAGAGAAGACCAGACAAACACUGAAGUCCAUCCUGAGUUCGUUCAGUCAAGAUGCUUUCAAACACUCAAUGGUCAUCGUGACUCAUGACUGGAAGUUUACAGCAUUUAGUCAGCUUGUUAGAGACUGUGGAGGAAGAUUCUACAACAUGUCUGAAGAGAACCACACUUUGUUAAUGCAGAGGAUUGAGAACAUUGUGUCUGACAACAAAGGAACCUUCCUCACCUUCACUCAGGAGACCUUCAGACCAACGUCUGACCCAGUCAGACCAGCUUUAAACCUGGUUCUGUGUGGGAGGAGAGGAGCAGGGAAGACUUCAGCAGCCAAAGCCAUUUUCCUUCAGACAGACUCUGAUUCAGUCUCCACCUCAUCACGGUGUGUUAGACAUCAGGGAGAGGUGUGUGGACGUCAGCUUUCCCUGGUGGAGCUGCCGGCCUUGUAUGGAAAACCUCAGGAGGAAGUGAUGGAGGAAUCGUUCAGGUGCAUGUCCCUCUGUGAUCCUGAGGGCGUCCAUGCCUUCAUCCUGGUCCUACCUGUGGGUCCCCUCACUGAUGAAGACAAAGGAGAGUUUGAGACCAUCCAGAACACAUUCGGCUCUGGAGUCAAUGACUUCACCCUGAUUCUGUUCACUGUGGACUCAGAUCCUACAGCUCCAGCUGUUGUUAAUUUUGUAAAGGAAGACAAGGACAUCCAGGAGCUCCGUCAGAGCUGUGGAGGAAGACAUGUUGUUCUCAACAUCCAGGACAAGCAGCAGAUCCCAGAGCUGCUGGAUGAUGUGGGAAGGAUGAGAGCUGAAGGAUCCAGAUGCUUCACAAAGGACAUGUUCACCAGGACUCAGAUGGAGAAGGUUUCAAGACUUAAAGCUGAACUGCAGGGUGUGAAACAGAGGAGUGAGACACAACAUGAUGAUGGGAAUCAGAGCAGAGAGAGUCUCAGGAUGGUGCUGAUUGGGCGGACAGGCAGUGGGAAAAGUGCAACAGGAAACACCAUUUUAGGUAAAGAAUGUUUUAGAUCGGAAGCUUGUUCAAGUUCUGUUACCAAGUUUUGUGAGAAACAAAUGGCAGAGAUUAGUGGACGGCAUGUUGUUGUGGUUGACACUCCUGGGUUGUUUGACACGUCUGUUUCCAAUGAAGACGUCCAGCUGGAGCUUGUUAACUGCAUCAGCAUGUUGUCUCCUGGACCUCAUGUGUUCUUACUGGUGCUGCAGAUCGGCCGAUUUACAAAAGAGGAGAAAGACUGUGUGGAGCUGAUCAAGAAAUGCUUCGGCAAGAAGUCUGAAGACUUCAUCAUCAUCAUAUUCACCAGAGGAGAUGACCUAAAAAAACAAACAAUUGAGAGUUACAUAGAAAAGGACCAAGGUGGCUGUUUGAGAAAGCUGAUACAUGAGUGUGGAGGGAGAUACCAGGUCUUCAAUAACAGUAAUCCCACAGACCUCACACAAGUCAGAGAGCUGCUGACAAAGUCCAACAACGUGGUGAAGAAAAAUGGCGGCAGGUGCUACACCUCAGCGAUGUUCCAGGAGGCCGAGGCGGCGAUACAGAAGGAAGUGGAGAAGAUCCUGAAGGAGAAGGAAGAAGAGAUUCAGAGACAGAAAGAAGAGCUUCAAAGAAAACAUGAGGAGGAAAUGGAAGCAAUGAAGAGAAGAAUGGAACAACAGACAGUCGAAAUUAAACAAGAGAGAAGACUGAGAACAAAACAGCUUAAAGAAAUGGAGGAAAACAUCAUGAAGGGGCGAGAAGAGAGAAGGAAAGAACAGGAAAUAAGAGAGAAGGAUGAAAAGAAAAGAAAAGAGCUGGAACAAUGUCAACAGCUGGAGUGGAAGCAAAAACUGAAACAUCUGGAGAGAAAAAUAAAGACAGAAUCAAAGCAAAAGGAAACUAUUGACCGAGAGUUGGAGCAGAGCAGAGAAGACAUCAGAAAGCAACAGGAGGACUGGGAGAAGGAAAGACAACAAUGGUGGGACAAACGAAAUCAAGAAAAUCAACACAGACGACAGGAGGAGGAAACCAAACUGAGGAAGCUCCAAGAAGAAUACGAGCAAGAAAGAGAAAAAUAUGAAAAGAAAAGAAAAGAAGAAGAUCGACACAGAAGAGAACAGGAGGAGAAGGAGAGACAAGAAUUAGAGGAAAACUACAAGAGAAAAAUUGAGGAAAUGAAGAGGAAGUAUGAAGAGGAGGCCAGAAAACAAGCAGAAGAACUCAAUGAGUUCAGACAGAAGUACACUAAAGACUUUACAGCAUUAGUGGAGAAGCACAUGGAGGAAGUGACGGACCUGAAGAAGAAACAUGAGAGACAAAUCGAUGAGACCAAAGGGAGCCACGAGAAACAGUACAAUCUGUUAGAAAACCUCUCAAGUCACAAAGAAAAACACAUGAAAGAACAAAUGGAGGAGUUGAAGAAAAAGCACGAAGAAGAAAUAAAUGAACUGAAGCAGAAGUACAAAAGCCAAUGUGUCAUCCUGUGAUCUCCUCACUCAGUGAGCUCUCCAUUGUUAAGGUGGUGGUGGUGGUGGUGGUGGUGAUGGUGUCUGGGCUGUUAAUGUCCACAGCUUCAGGUAGGAAAAACAACUUCCACUGAUGAUUUCAUUUCUUUUUAAUAAUCGAUCAGAACUUUUCUUUCCAUGAAAUUCUUCAUCUCUGGAAACGUUUUUAUUGCUCGUCGUGUCUGAUUGGUGCCGUGGCUGACCAGCAGUACCUGACAUGUUUACUGCUUCAUGAUCAGCAAAUGAAGCCAUUCAUUUACCAGCCAAACAAAGUGGCCAUCAGAGGGCCUAAAGGCCUCGGGUGCAGCUUAGGUUGUCGUCAUCUCAGAUUUCCUCAAUCAUUUUUUAAAACCCUGGACCUGACUGCGUAGAAACAUGGCUGAUAAAAUGUACCAUAGAAUAAUAAAAAUAUAUAUGCAUAUGAUUAUUUGAAGUUUACCUGAAGUAAACUGCUUUAUUUAGCUGUUCCUGCUCAAGAAAGUCCGCAAAAUAUUUCCAGUGAAGGCGUGACACCACAGGCUGCUUCAGUCCGCCAAAUGUAAUCUCAUCACACGGCAACAUAAAGGUUAAAGGUUACAUCCCACAAUACAGGAACAAACGCCACAUGACAUGAUCAAUAUAACACGUUUUGCUAACUCAUAGUGUCUUUCUGUCAGACAGCAGGGCAGUAUGAGGGCAUCAUUCAGUGGACAGGGAAUAAAAGGCAGUCAGGUAUAAACACUACCUGAUUACAGAGAUGUUCAAAUAUACAACAAGUGUUCAAAGGAACGAUCAGAUCAGAAGUGAUUGGUUAAGGAUGGAAGGACCCAUGAAGUCCCACUCAGCGGUCUGUUUUAUGGACCUGAAGUUAAUGUUCAUGUUUGUGACAGAAUAACCUACAUAAAUACAUUAACCUACAUGAAUAACCUACACACUCAGUAUUCAGCCAGUUGUUGGCUUUGGUUGGAGUUGGCUUUGGAGAGGGUUUUCUGUCUGUAUGAGCAGGUUGGUUUUUGCCAACAUAUAUGUUGAUUUAUUUUUAUUUUCACAUUAACUUGAAUAUUCUUCCAUCCAUAUGCAUCCCCACAAAGCAAUUCAAUUUCAAUUCAAUUCAAUUUACUGCUGUAAAUAUUGUUGGUCCCUGUUCACAGUUUAUAUAUCUUUUAUUCUGAUUGGUUUUUUUAUAUUUAUGUAGUGUUGUUUUAUAUUUCUAGCA
This is a messenger RNA of Scatophagus argus, 5609 nucleotides long. Its product is annotated as GTPase IMAP family member 8-like. The coding region runs from base 866 to 4396 and encodes 1176 amino acids. The record is from RefSeq and is a predicted model, not a curated record. Lineage: Eukaryota; Metazoa; Chordata; Actinopteri; Scatophagidae. Gene Ontology annotation, molecular function: GTP binding. The transcript is spliced from 6 exons.